This is a messenger RNA of Aspergillus lentulus, 1692 nucleotides long. The record is from RefSeq and is a predicted model, not a curated record. Lineage: Eukaryota; Fungi; Ascomycota; Eurotiomycetes; Eurotiales; Aspergillaceae.
AUGCCACAGGCUGCAAGAUGGGUGGGUUCUCCCUCCAUCAAGGGAAAGUCGGAGUCGAUGCGAAUGGCACUGUUGACAUUCAGCUUGUUGGGGUUACAAUUUACAUGGGGCAUUGAAAUGACCUAUUGCACGCCGUACCUGCUCCAGCUGGGUCUUACAAAGUCACGGACUUCACUUGUGUGGAUUGCUGGCCCCUUGUCUGGGUUGAUCAUUCAGCCUUUGAUCGGUGUCAUUGCGGAUCGUUCACGCUCGAAAUGGGGAAGGCGCAGGCCAUUUAUGGUCGUUGGCUCGGCUAUUGUGGCAUUGUGUUUGCUAGUGCUGGGAUGGACGACAGAAAUUGUCAGCCUAUUUGUGAAAGAUGCAGAGAAGUCAAAAAAUGUCACCAUAGCCCUUGCCGUCCUCAGUAUCUAUGCAGUCGACUUUGCGAUUAAUAUCGUCCAAGCUUGUUGUCGCAGCUUGAUCGUCGACACAUUGCCGAUUCCAUUGCAACAAGCUGGUUCAGCAUGGGCUACCAGAAUGUCCGCAAUUGGUCAGCUGAUUAGUUAUGUUAUUGGUUCAAUCGAUACGGUCAGCCUCUUCGGUGCCAUUAUCGGUGAUACGCAGUUUAAACAGAUGACAGUCAUUGCUGCACUCUCGCUGAUUGGGGCUGUUUCCGUCACCUGUUAUUCAGUGGAGGAGAGGAUACUGAUUACUGCCAGGGACUCCGAUGGAAAAGCGGGAGCGGUCCAAGUCAUUUCUCAGCUUUUCAAGACGACAAUGGACCUUCCUCCUCGGAUCCAGGCAAUCUGUUGGGCGCAGUUUUGGGCGUGGAUUGGCUGGUUCCCCUUCCUUUUCUAUAGUACUACGUGGGUCGGUGAGACCUACUUCCGGUACGAAGUCCCGAAAGACGCUCCUCAGUCAAGCGACUUUCUCGGCGAAAUUGGACGGGUCGGCAGUCUGUCUCUGGUGGUUUUCUCUUCCAUCACUUUCAUCAGCUCUGUGCUUCUACCGUUCUGUGUGCAACCUCCGGACAGCAAACGGUCCAGAUUCACACCGCGCCCACCACCUGGUAUAGCUGCACUUCUUAAGAAGAUCACUGCGGUACGACCAGACCUGCAGACAUCAUGGCUGAUAUCUCAUGUGAUGUUCGCUGCGACCAUGAUUUUUGCACCUCUGGCCCAGUCUCGCGCAUUUGCAACAUGCCUCGUCGCCCUAUGUGGUAUUCCGUGGGCGAUCAGCAGCUGGGCUCCUUUUGCAUUCAUGGGAGUGGAAAUCAACAAGCUGGCGAUGGGACCUGCAGCUGCAGCGCGCUCUUCUGGCGUGACAAUGAUUACUUCUUCUACUAUCCGUUCCGGCAUUCAUGACACGGACACGGAGAUGGACGUCCUGCGACUCAAUCACCAUGAUACGGAUAGCGACAGUGAUUCCGAUGAUGACGCAAAUAUUCCUUCCACUGGCGAACUGGCUGGUAUCUACCUCGGCGUGUUGAAUGUAUACACUACGCUACCGCAAUUUGUCGGCACAUUCAUCAGUUGGAUCGUCUUCAGCCUCCUCGAACCCGGCAGUACGAAACGGGACGACUCUGCGCAGGACUCGCAAUGGAUACGCCGAGAUAAAGAGGGUCCUAAUGCUAUAUCCAUCUGCCUGUUUGUGGGUGCCUUGUGUGCACUUGUAGCGGCCGAAGCUACUCGACGACUUCGUUAUGCUCGCUGA